This is a messenger RNA of Populus trichocarpa (black cottonwood), 919 nucleotides long. Its product is annotated as pre-mRNA cleavage factor Im 25 kDa subunit 1. The transcript has 7 exons. Gene Ontology annotation, molecular function: mRNA binding. The coding region runs from base 88 to 720 and encodes 210 amino acids. Gene Ontology annotation, cellular component: mRNA cleavage factor complex. NCBI's taxonomy places the organism in Eukaryota, Viridiplantae, Streptophyta, Magnoliopsida, Malpighiales, Salicaceae. The record is from RefSeq and is a predicted model, not a curated record.
UUAUUUAUCUUUUUGGUGAAAAUUCUUUCUAUUUAUAUUCUGAGGUCUCUCUGGUUCUGUGUGGGCGUGUCGGGGGCAGAGCUGAAGAUGGGUGAUCAUUCAGUAACUGUAACUGACAAUAACAAUCAUCAAAGCACUGUAAUAGAAAUAUAUCCUCUGGGUAGUUAUUACUUUGGAUCCAAAGACCCUAUUGCUUUCAGGGAUGAGACUAUAGCUGACCGUGUCCAAAGAAUGAAAUCCAACUUUAGUGCUCGUGGACUGAGGACUUCUGUGCAAGCUGUUAUGCUGGUUGAGCUGUUUAAACAUCCCCAUCUUUUGCUAUUGCAAGUAAGAAAUGCUUUCUUUAAGCUACCUGGUGGUCGAUUAAGACCAGGUGAAUCAGAUAUUGAUGGAUUGCAACGUAAGCUAUCAAGAAUGCUUUCUGUGAAUGAAGAUGAAACUGAUCACUGGGAGGUGGGAGAUUGCCUUGGAAUGUGGUGGAGGUCUGACUUUGAAACCUUGUUGUAUCCGUACUUGCCCCCUAAUCUCAAAGUGCCUAAGGAAUGCACGAAACUCUACGUUGUAAAGUUACCAGCCAGUCGAAAGUUCAUUGUACCAAAGAACCUUAAACUGCUUGCAGUUCCUUUAUGCCAAGUUCAUGAAAAUCAUAAGACAUAUGGACCAGUAAUAUCAGGAGUUCCGCAGUUGCUAUCAAAAUUCUCCUUCAACAUCAACUAUUGAAGAAGGCUCGGUCACUGUGUUGCGGAUGCUAUGGGUUAAGUAUAGAGAAAAUAGUAUAAUGUUUACCUGGAAAUAAUUUUUGUCCCAGGAUAUGUACUUUUUUAGUGAAAUCUUGAACGGAUGUGUUGUUUUUACCAUACAUUUUACAAGCUGUAGCUGUUGAUGCUUUGUAAUGAAAACAUAUCAAGUUUUUGUGUUA